This is a messenger RNA of Cicer arietinum (chickpea), 809 nucleotides long. RefSeq lists its product as uncharacterized. Gene Ontology annotation, cellular component: nucleus. The record is from RefSeq and is a predicted model, not a curated record. Gene Ontology annotation, molecular function: RNA binding. NCBI's taxonomy places the organism in Eukaryota, Viridiplantae, Streptophyta, Magnoliopsida, Fabales, Fabaceae.
UAUUGGGCCUUGGCCCAGUAAGAAAGAGAAAGGACGCUGUUUGUGCUUCGGGGGUUUCUUGAAUGAACAAAACAUCAUUCGAUAAACAAAUUGUUAGGGUUUUGAUUGAUAGUAUCAUCAUCGUUUCGUGAUCGUAAUCGUAGGAGAAGGAAAAAGGAAUGGAAGGCAUAACAGAGGGACUUAACAACAUCAACAUUAAUAACAACUCCGAUUCGUAUAAGAAGAAUCGCAUUCAAGUCUCUAACACCAAGAAACCUCUUUUCUUCUAUGUUAAUCUCGCUAAGAGAUACAUGCAACAGCAUAAUGAGGUGGAACUCUCAGCACUAGGAAUGGCGAUUGCCACAGUGGUAACUGUUGCUGAAAUUUUGAAAAAUAACGGGCUUGCUGUUGAAAAGAAAAUCAUGACAUCAACUGUCGACAUAAAGGAUGAUUCUAGAGGUAGACCUGUCCAAAAGGCCAAGAUUGAAAUAGUACUUGGGAAGACAGCAAAUUUUGAUGAGCUGAUGGCAGCUGCGGCGGCUGAAGAUGCUGAAAAUGGUGAUAUUGAAGAGCAGACUGCAUGAAAUUCAAGUCAUAACUACAUCUGAAUCGUUCGAAGAUAUGUAAUCUUUAAUGAUUUGCAUUUUUGUUGUUGCAAUGUAGAAGAUAUGUCAUUAUAGACAGACCUACAAUAUUGAACUACAAAAUUUAUUUUGCUUUCAGUAUAAAAUAGGCUGUUAAUGUUUUCAUUCUUUCUGGAUUUAAUUUAUUGUUUUCUUCAUUGAAAGGAAGAAAGUUAUGAAAUUCUAACGUUGCGAAUAUUUUUUUUA